AUGGGCAACGCAUCGCCAUUUUCAAGAAUGUCUGCUACCGCGGAGGAGCCGGAUCUUUUCAACGAUGUUGAAAUAAUGGAAGUCGGUGAUUUUACGGAAAGUGACGAAAACUACGUUUCGGUGGAGUUGCGUUCUGACGACGAAGACGACGAUCGUAUUAUACUUGAUGCGAACGAAUUUUCGCCUCCAAAAUCGUUGCUACAAGCUGAGUUUGAAACCAUGGCAACCGAAACAUCCACGUAUGCCAUGAAUUCCUCGGUACAGAACAAUCGUUUUCUAUCUGACCAUGAAUACUUGAACGACAGCACGACUAACAACAUUUGUGCACCAGAGUUUGAAGCGACAGCUAGUGGACGGAUAACGAGUCAAAUCGAGCACACCAGUAGUGAGCGGUUUAGUGUUCCGUACGUUGAAGAUCUUGGACUGCAGGAUUUGUUUAACAAAGAUAACGCUCCGGAUGGGGCAACGCCGAUAGAUAUCGAAGAAAGCGAUGACGACACAGCGUUUGACCAGCAAGAAGUAAAAAUUGAAAUUGGGGAACCGCAAAUCCAAGAGACAAUCGUGGAUACCGAUUUCAUUGGGAAUGAACAAAUUGCCAUUGAUGGUUUGCAGGAAGAAGUCGAUGAUCCGUGUUACGACAUAUUGCGGUCGCUCGACAGUACAUUAGCUAAUUGCGAGACAAAUAAAAGAUCGUUGCUUGAUAAUGAUCACUCCUACACGACGUUAAACUUCAGCAGCCCGCUGCCCAGCGACCAGGACGAUUCAGCCUCCGAUGAUGGCAGCAGACUUAGGAAGUUGGUAAUGCUUUCUAACAAAUUGGCCUGCGUGGGUGAUGUUACCACGACGAGUGGUAAACAAACGGCAGAACGAAUUGACGUGACCGUCAGAAGAUUACUUGAACGCUCGAAAAAGCAUCGCAAAUCUGUGGUAGAACAUGAACAGCCUGUCGCGGAAGGUUCACCGACAGCGAACGGUGAUAGCCCGGGCAGAUUGUCCGUGUUGCUAUCCACCAACUGCUCGGAACGUUUGGAAGACGAUGGAGCUCUCCCAUUGUCUGGUGGCUCGUCGAAUGAGCAGGUACAGGAAUUUUCUGGCUCGGAUACAGACUGUGCAAAAGACGGUGCUACUGCGACGGAUGGGACCGCAACAGAGCUCGAUGACCUAUUAUCAUUAGGGAACAAAUUUGCAAAACAAUAUGAACAAUGGAUAGAGAAGACGAAAGGUGAAGAAAAUUUGGCAUCAGUCCCGAAGAAGGCUUCUGAAUUAGAAGUUUUAAUUAAAAAGAUUAAUAGACAGAGCAAGCAGAGCUACCCUAACAGUUCAAAGGUACGGCAGUAUUCGUCCGAAUCGAACGUUAGUAGUUCAAGAUCUAAAGUAGAAAUAGCCGUACAGACGGAUAGUUCAAAGCACAAACAACGGGAAUUGAAUGAACAGUCCAAACAAAAGUUGCUAAAUUCUUUGAGCAAUAGCAGCAGCGAUCAAUCCGGCAGCGAGGGUUCGACCAUGGCGCGAAGCUCGGAUACCGAUAGCGAUGGUGACGAAAUGAUGCAAGAGUUUGUCAGACGCAACAGACGAUUGCGAAAAAGUGCCAAAGACAAGCGGAAAGCUCGCACGUCUGAAGAUGUUGUAAAAGGCAAGCCCGCUGCUAGUAAAAUCUACUCAGACAGCAGUGCGGACGAGGAGAAGCAUUCCGAGCGGGAUGGGGAACGUGUGGAUGGGGACGAGAACCUUCUCGACGGUGUUUUGAGCGGAGUAGACGACAUUAUUUCCGAUUGUCCGGACGUGAUGGGUGUGAUGCAAGAUUACUUUCAGAAGGCAGAAGAACGGCAAGACGAAGAGGAUCGUUCGCCGAAACAAAGUCAACUUACUACCGAUGAACAACUAAGGACGGAUCAACGAAGGCAAGGUUUUACCAAGGUGCUAGAUAAGGCUUCUGCUACAAAGCAUGUUAAAGACAUGACCGAAGCCGAACGAGAGGACUAUGAAGACAUGGAGAUCGAACGAUUGUGUAAUUUAAACAAUAUUGUCGUAGGCAGAAAUGCUUCUAAUGUCGUCUCAGGAAAUACGCAAACUAUGGUAAAAGCAAAGGGCGCUAAAGAAUUCCCAAAAAAGAAAAAGGCAGAAAACAGUAUGGAAAAGUUUUUAAAUGAUGAAAACGGCACCGAUAACAUGAUCCAACUCGAACCACACUCUGAGGAAUCGAGCGAGAGUGAAAAGGAUGUGGUGGAAACGGAAGAACAAUUUUUACAAAAGUGCAACGAAACUGUGAAGCUGCAGCUGCUAAAUCAGUCCACGAGCAGCAGUGAAGAAAUGACCGAUGCGGAUAGCAUGGACGAUCGGAGCGAUACCAGUGAUGACACAAGUCAAAAUAGAUCUGACGAAUCUUCUGGCUCGUUGGUGGAAAACUUUUUGAAACGUCACGGCAACAAAAGAACGAAGAUUCAGGAAAAGAAAAAGCGGGCAAUGGAAGAGCCCAGCGAUGUAGAAAACAGCAAUUCGCAGUUAUUAAGUAAUGGGAGAGCUGAUUCCCCGGAACACAAAGCGGCUGAUGUGGUAGAAGCUUCCAGUGGUAAAGACACAUCAGCGGAGAAACCACCUGGAGAAUGUAAGAAGCAAUUUCGCAUGGAGCUAGCAAAUCCGAAAGAUAAAGAAUUGUUCAGCAACGAUCUGUUUGACGACAGCAAAAGUGACACAUCGCAGAAACAGCCUCGCAAAAAGCGAAAACGAAUUGGUGCUCGAAAAUCACGUAUGUCGUCCAAUUCUUCGGAUUUGGAAUCUUCCAGUGAGGCAUCUGAUGAGGAAAUAAAUAAAAUUUCGAUAAAGAAACGUCAACGGAAACGAACGGUACCCUCCACAGCGGAGGCACUAGAUUCCAGCGCAACAACGGCUUCUCCUCGUAAAGAUAACUUAAAGUCGGGUGUAGGUUUGGUAACAAGUGAGAACGAUGCAACGACAAAGAAAGCCACUAUAUCCGAGUCUGAUUCUUUGGAAAAAACAUCAUCCCCAGCAACUGGUUUAGAGUCGACAUCAUUUGCCACAGAUCGUUCGGUAAAAUCCAAAGCUUCGAAAGAUGGUCAGGACUGCAUUAGCCUCAGUUCGGACAGCUCGGAUGAUGCCGAAUUGAUUUCGGCCGAUCCGGACGAAGGUAAGACACCACCGGACAAGGAUGCGAGGCGAAGAAUUCGGCCCAUGCUGAGCAACGACGAACUGGCAGAGGAAACUAAAAAAGCCCAAAAGGAAGAGGAAGGUCGAGCAGCAAGGUUAAAAAAGAAGCAAGAGCAGCUGAAGAAAUGUCUCACCACAUAUAAUCCGACGUCGGGUGAGAGUGAUUUGGUACUGGAUUAUGAUUCGGUGCGCCGCCAGGCAAUCAGCGUUCAUCCGGAGAUUGUGAAGCUUUUAAAACCUCACCAGGUGGAAGGCAUUCAAUUCAUGUACGACAACACGUACGGUUCGGUUGAUGCGCUACCGAAACAUCCCGGUUCUGGUUGCAUUCUGGCGCACUGUAUGGGGCUCGGUAAGACACUGCAAAUGAUUACGCUGCUGCACACGGUAAUGCGCUAUCCGCAGCUGAUGACGAACCGUGUGCUGGUCAUAUGUCCGAAGAGUACGGUAAUGAACUGGAAGGAAGAGAUUUCUCGAUGGCAGGGCACUAUUCGCACAGGCUAUCAGAUGCGGGUGUACUGUUUCGCGGACGUUUGCACGCAGAACGAUAAGAUAUCGGUGCUGAAGCGAUGGUACUCAUGCAAGUCGCCCACCUGCGGUGUGAUGUUGAUUGGAUACGAAGCGUUCCGUGCACUUAUCAACUACGAGCGCCGGAAAGGUUCGGAGAGAAUGCGCAGCACCAAAUUGGGGCUUAUCAAAGAGUAUCUGCUAAAUCCGGGUGCCGAUUUAGUGAUAUGUGACGAGGGUCAUCAAAUUAAAAACAAGCGAUCCGCUAUAAGUGAGGCAGUAUCUAAAAUCCAUACGAAACGGCGAAUUAUUCUCACGGGAACUCCGGUGCAGAACAAUCUGAAGGAGUACUAUUGCAUGGUCAACUUCAUCAAGCCGUCAUUUCUGGGAAGCGACAAGGAGUUUAACAACCUUUAUGGGAAUCCAAUUAAGAAUGGGCAAUGUAAGGAUUCCGAUCAGCAGGCCAUUAAGAUUAUGAAGCAACGAUCUUACGUUUUACACAAUAAGUUAUCAAAAUUCGUACAGCGAAAGGAAGCAGGAGUAUUAAAGGAGUUCCUUCCUGCAAAAUAUGAGUACGUGUUAUUUGUUCCACUGACACCGGUACAAGAGAAAUUGUACGAAGUAUUUUUACAAAUGAACGAAUACACAAGCAGCGACAUUACCGGCGAACCUGGUAGGACAAAAAAAUUCAAGCUGAUUGCCGAUUACACCUCAUUACGCAAGAUAUGGACUCACCCAAAAGUAUUAGAGAAAGCGUGGGAAUUGGCAAAUCUGGAGAAAAAUCGCAAAGAUGCGAUGCGCAAAACGGCUACUCCGGACACGGACGAUGAAGCGCCCGACGAUAUCAACGAUAUCGCGAGUGGGCAGUUGUCGGUUACGAAUGAUUGGUGGCGCCGGUAUCUACAAACGGCCGAUUUGGAAUCGCUCUUCCCAAGCAACAAGUUGUGGAUCAUGUUCGAAAUAUUGAAGCAGAGCAAUGAGCGUGGUGAAAAGGUGCUAAUUUUUACAGCCUUUGUGUCGGUUCUUAACAUGGUCGAACAUUUUAUGGCCAAGAUCCAUAACCAAAGCGAAAAUCAACAGCAGUCGGACGAGUAUGGUUACAGCGCAUUUAAGGGUCCGUGGCGCCGAGGCAAAGAUUAUUAUCGGUUGGAUGGAAAGACACCAAAGACGGAGCGCCAUGACAUGAUCACGUCGUUCAAUGACCCGUUAAAUACGAUUACGAAAUGUUUCCUUAUUUCGGCAAAGGCCGGUGGUCAGGGCAUUAACUUGACGGGUGCAAACCGAGUGAUUAUUUUGGACACGUCCUGGAAUCCAUCAAAUGACCAGCAAAAUAUUUUCCGCAUUUUUCGCCUCGGCCAGAAGCGUCAGUGUUACGUAUAUCGGUUGAUAGCCGUGGGUACGAUGGAGGAAAAGGUGUACUCGCGUUCGGUUACGAAGCAGGCCCUCAGUUACCGGGUGGUGGACGAACAACAGAUUGACAGGCAUUACAGUUACGGCGAAUUGGCGGAGCUGUAUACACUGACAAGGCUUACAGAGAUGACGCGCGAAACGCCAAUUCUUCCGGCAGAUGAUAUUCUGGCGUCAUUGUUGCGUAUCUUCCCGAACAAAAUUUUCAAGUACCACGAGCAUGACUCACUGCUGGAAAACAAACCCGAACAAGACCUAAGCGAGGAGGAAAAGAAGGAGGCUUGGGCAGCAUACGAGCGGGAAAUACAGAACAAUGAAAACCGUUCCUAUUUAUCGCAGAUUGGUUCGCUAGGUACGGCUGGAGCGGUUGGGGGUCUAUUUGGUACAUCGCAAUACGGAUCAACGAUGGCUUCGUACUAUGCCGGGUUGGGGUAUGGAGGUAUGCCAGGUUUUCCCAUUGCCGGUGGCGACAUGUAUCGGAAUGAUUUCUCCUACGGUAAUACGAUGAGUAGACCACUCUACAUGCCGUAUGGCGCACAGCAGUCCUUCUCCGCAAUGAUGAACGAUCCUGCAUACGCGUCGGCAAUUUCAAAGCUAAUAACCUAUUCUAUGCCCGGCACCGGAGGGAUGGACUAUGGUAUGCCUUCGCUUCAGGGUCAUUCGUCACCAUUGAGCAAUGGUCAAUCGAUGAUGCCACCGGUCGGUCCAACGACAGGUCAAGGGGGACCAACCGGAAAAGGAUACGGAUCCGCUGGUGUUCUAGCGAGCAUGCUAAACUACUACACUGGCAAGGUGGCUGGCGGUAGCAGUGGAUUAUCGCCAUCAGCUCUGAGUGCAUUAGGACAAACUCCGUUGCCCGGUUUGGCAAGUUCCUCGUUAGGAGAUAUCGCUGCGCAGCAUAGUGCCUCAAACAGCAACAAUCCCAUGAGUCACUACAAUACGUUAAAACAGAUGAGCGAUUACGCACAAAGCAACUCGGCGCUUCUGCCACCUAACGCAAUUCCAUCGCCAACUUCGUCGGGACUGACGAUUACAAAUAUAACCUCACUCCACAAAACGAAACCAUCAUCCGGUGGAAAUCCAAGUACAAGUGGUGGUGGUUUUGAUUCUACGGUAUUCAAUCGGUUGAGCGAACAUCUGGCUAUUUCACCACUUGCAUCGGCUGGCCUUUCUAGUCCAUUCUCACCCCGCAAUGUGCCAUUGCAAUCGCCGACGUUGGAUAACCAGGCUAGAAAUAAUGCAGCACAUGUCCCAAUUACUUCCUCGUCAUUACAAUCGUUUACCAGCAGCACGAAUGUGAAUCCUGGCAGUAAUGCUAAUGCCACAGUAACAACUGCGAACAUUCAGCCUGCACCAGCACAAUCGAUAACGAUUGGGCAAAGUAUGCAAAGGAAUAUUAAACCGACGGCAGCCUCAUCGAGUCGUUCCACUGUUACCAAUUCGGUAGAAUCCAUUAGAUCAAAUCCCACUACAUCCGUUUUGCGCUCAACAUCUGGUACAGCGCUUAAUGCCAGCGCAGCUACUAUUAUACCGAGCGACGAGGAAGAAGAUUUAAGCAAUACGAAAGCUAUUCCUCCAAAAACACCCAACUCGUUAGAAAAACGUGCCACUGGAACUAACUUUGGUAUCACAUACAAUACGAUGCAGGACAAAUCUACCAACCCGUCAGCAAAUACCGGUAUCGGAAAAGAUUUGUUAAAGAAUUUGAAAACUCUAAGCAGUAAUAUAGCUCAGCAGCAUGCAAAGCCUAUGUCUCCGAAGCCGUUCACCAAACCGGGCAUUAUACAAACUUCUCAAACUGUUCCUCCCAUAAUCGGCAAUACCAAUCCUAACCGAAUUCAACUAGAACGUACGAACAGUUUAGCUGCUCUAAGCAGUGUAGGUACAACAUCCGCACUACAGCCAAUGACGAAGGCAACGGUACCCAUCAAACCAAGUCGAUCCUCACCGACGAUUAAUUUAACAACUCCCGUGAAAAAACAAACUACCGCGGUGAGCAAGCCAACAUCGAUGACUCGAAGUCCUCUGAUGGCACAACCUCCAGCGAACAAGACAUUGUUACAGUCUGCAACCACAUCAACCGCACCACCAAUGCAGUAUGUGCGAUCUGGCAAUGCAGUUCAGCGAACGUCAGGAACAGCUGCUUCCCUCAGCACAAUGUUUCCGAAGGGCAGUUCUGCUGUAGUGAUUAAAUCACUGGGAACUACGAGCGCAGGAGCUGUGCAAGCUACGAACACUACGACCACGGCUGCGACUGCGACAAGAACUGUUAGCACCACUGUGAAACCGGCGCUGGUUAAUGCAAGCCAACAGGGCAAAACAACGAACGGCUCACAGCCGAGCCUGACCGGAUUGCAAACAAUGUCUCCUAAGACUUUGUCGAAUACGACAAUUACGCAAGUGAAAUCUGCAGCAGUUACAAUUCCUAAACCAAAGGUCGAAAGUCGUCCAAUGACGUUGACAAUGACGGCAAUAAAGGCACCACUUGUAGGGGCAAGUACCGGUGCAAAGAUAGUUAAAAACCCAAUUAACCCCUCCACGAUGCCGAAAAUGGGUCAGAUACCUGCAACACCGGGACUGAGCAAGGAUACGUCUAACCGCAGUAGCAUUUACCGUCAACUAAGUGUACCGUCAAAGGCACCUUCCAAUGUUAAAGCCACACCAGUUGCAUUGCUUUCAACAGCUAGCAUGACAGGUAAACUUAAUAAUCCCACUGGAACAGGCACCACCAGAUUACCUUCUCCUGCUUCCUUGCAACUGUCGGCAGUGAAGACAACAUCCAGUGUUACGACACCUGCAACAAUCACCAAUCAGUCGAGCUUAGUGACUAAACCGGGUGAUACGAUGUCGCUGAUGUCCCGUCCAACAACGAUCAUUAGUCGACCAGGGAAAAGCCCAAUAACUGUGAGUGCUGCUAGAACGAGCGAAGCUACUACAAAGUCUGGUUCAGCGAACAUUAUCACGACCGGUACAGGGCAACAUCCAGCAUCUUCCCGUGUUUCUGUCAGCGGUUCGCUUCCACAAUCGACGAUGACAGUUAUACCAACACGAAAUAUCGCCACUACUGCCGGGUUGCAAAGACUGACCGCUUCUACUGGUGGAGCACCAUCGCCAUCGGCAUCGACCUUAACAGUUAUUCCAUCCUCACCUACUGCAAGAUUGCAGCGAACUUCUUCGACAGGUGGAACGCCAACAACAUCAACAAUGACCGUCAUUCCAACAGCAAACGUAAGCGGAAUGAGUUACAGUUACAAGGAUGGGGGACGCAACGACGUCAAGAUACAUAAAGCUGUAGCUUCACCUUCGAUGAUUCGAAUUCUACCGUCCGUAUUGGGUUCACAGCCAACUACUCUUAAACCGAUAACAUCAGCGUCUUCAUCAAGAACUGUGCUGAAACCGAGUGUACCGAUAGGGAACGUUAUUCGUGCUGGUACCGGCACCACCACCAACACCAACACCACUACCACAUCACUGGCCGGAGGUGUUCAAUCGGCACCAAACUGUGUUUUUAUUCGCAAACGCGGUUUGGAUUCAACUACGCUGGACAGCUCGAAACCCAAAAGUUCGAUUUUUGACCAGCAGCUGAAGGGCAAUGGUAGCAACGAAUCUGAUACCCCCAAUAUAAAGCGUACCAGACGUGAACCAACGAAUAUCAAUCCUGCCGCCGUUACAAACUCGGUUUUGUCCUCGUUGGGCAUCACGAAUCGCAUGUGUGGAGGAUUGCUAGUUAAAACGAAAACAUUACCUCCAAUUAAAAGUAACAAGCAAGAUGACCCUACCGAAGUGGUAGUACUUGAGUGA
Anopheles marshallii is the source of this 8877-nucleotide messenger RNA. RefSeq lists its product as uncharacterized. Bases 1 to 8877 code for a protein of 2958 amino acids. NCBI's taxonomy places the organism in Eukaryota, Metazoa, Arthropoda, Insecta, Diptera, Culicidae. Gene Ontology annotation, molecular function: ATP hydrolysis activity; ATP-dependent chromatin remodeler activity; ATP binding. Gene Ontology annotation, cellular component: nucleus. The record is from RefSeq and is a predicted model, not a curated record. The transcript is spliced from 10 exons.